Messenger RNA from Vicia villosa (hairy vetch), 1692 nucleotides. RefSeq names its product probable terpene synthase 2. Bases 1 to 1692 code for a protein of 563 amino acids. The transcript has 6 exons. The record is from RefSeq and is a predicted model, not a curated record. Gene Ontology annotation, biological process: diterpenoid biosynthetic process. Gene Ontology annotation, molecular function: magnesium ion binding; terpene synthase activity. Lineage: Eukaryota; Viridiplantae; Streptophyta; Magnoliopsida; Fabales; Fabaceae.
AUGUCUUUUGCAGCUCCUACUCAUGCAGAACCUAAAAUCACACGACCUACUGUGAAUUUUCUUCCUAGUAUUUGGGGAGAUGUUUUUCUUCAAUAUGAUUCUGAAUCACUGGAAAUCAAUGACAAUAUGAAUAUUCAAGUACAAAUGCAAAAAGAGGAAGUGAAGAAGCUUUUUCAAUCUUCAACCAAUAAUAAUAUCUCACAAAAACUAAUCAUCAUUGACUCAUUGCAACGUUUGGGAAUAUCUUAUCAUUUCGAACGUGAAAUUGAUGAAGCAUUAGAACAAAUCCACUUUAAUUUAACUAUCAAUAAUGAAAUAAGCACAAAAGAAGAACAUGACCUUCACUUUCUAGGGUUAGCAUUUCGCUUGCUUCGGCAAAAAGGACAUCACAUUUCAUCAGAUAUAUUUAAAAAUUUCAAAAACAAUAAAGGGAGCUUCAAUGAAAAGGUUGAUAUACAUGUUGAAGGAAUGUGGAGCUUGUAUGAAGCCGCGCAAUUAAAGAUUCGCGGAGAAGAUAUAUUAGAUGAAGCACUUGAUUUCACACAACCUCAUCUGGUUUCCAAAACUACUACCAAUCAAUUGAGUAGUUUUCUUCAUGCACAAGUAACUCAAUGUUUAAGGAGACCUCUGCAUAAGGGAAUUCCUAGGUUGGAGACAAGGUGUUACAUAUCUUCCUACGAACAAGAUCCUUCCCAUAGUAAAGUUCUUCUAAACUUUGCAAAAUUAGAUUUCAACAUGCUACAGAAAAUGCAUCAAAAAGAACUUGCCAGUAUCACAAAGUGGUGGAAAAAAUCGGACUUCACUAAGAAUGUCCCUUAUGCAAGGGAUAGAGUGGUUGAGGCUUACUUUUGGCCAUUGGCUAUGUCCUAUGAGCCUAAAUAUGCCACUUCAAGAAAGAUAGGAGGAAAAUUGAUCUCAUGUAUUUCUCUUUUAGAUGAUACUUAUGAUGCAUUCGGCACGGUUGAAGAACUCGAAAUCUUCACAGAGGCAAUCCAAAGGUGGGAUUUUAGUCUCAUUCAAUCCCUUCCAGAGUGCAUGAAAGUAGUAUUUAAAACAGUUGUAGGACUAUGGGACGAAAUAGAGAUGACAUUGGUAGAGAAUGGAAAACCGAAUUUCGUGCUGCCAUAUAUCAAACAUGCUUUUUAUAAUCUGGCACAAUCCUAUUUGGUUGAAACAAAAUGGGGCAACGAAGGAUUCAUACCAACCUACGACGAAUACAAAGCUAACGGACUCAUAUCUUCUACAAUCCCUCUUUCACUAAUAUCAUUCAUUGGUCUUGGAGAAUUCUCAAACAAAGAGUUACUAGAUUGGCUUUCCAGUGAUCCAACAAUCAUCAAUGCUGUUGCAGCCAUUGGCAGACUCGCGGACGAUGUAUCAUCACAUAAGUUCGAGCAGCAAAGAGUGCAUGUUGCUUCAGCUGUUGAAUGCUGCAUGAAGCAAUAUGAAGUGUCACAAGAAGAGGCCUAUAAAAUCAUUAACAAGGACAUUGAAGGUUUUUGGAUGGAUUUAAAUGAAGAGUGCCUCAAGUUAGAGAGUGUUCCGAGAUCGGUGCUUGAUUGUAUUCUUAAUGUGGCAAGAGUAACUGAGUUCACAUAUGAAAACUAUGAGGAUAAAUACACAAAUGGGGAACUGUUGAAAGAUUAUGUUAUUCAGCUGCUUAUAGAUCCAAUAACCAUGGAGCAAACCAAGUAG